AACUCUCGUUAUGUCGGGCGAGCACAAGACGGUCAUCAAGUACCCGUCGGAGUAUGUCAAACUGAACAUCGGGGGCUCGCUCCAUUACACCACCAUCGGCACCCUGCAGAAGCACGACACCAUGCUGCGCGCGAUGUUCAGCGGCCGCAUGGAAGUGCUCACCGACUCCGAAGGCUGGAUACUGAUCGAUCGGUGCGGCAAGCAUUUCGGGACGAUCCUCAACUUUCUGCGGGACGGUUCGGUGCCGCUGCCGGAGAACACCAAGGAGAUGGCGGAGCUGCUCGCGGAGGCCAAGUACUACUGCAUCGGCGAGCUGGCCGAGUCCUGCGAGCAGGCGCUCCUGCGGAAGGAGCGCGAGGCGGAGCCGAUCUGCCGAGUGCCCCUCAUAACCUCCCAGAAGGAGGAACAGUUACUCAUAAGCAAUACUAUCAAGCCUGUGGUCAAGCUGCUCAUUAAUAGGCAUAACAACAAAUAUUCUUACACGAGUACGUCAGAUGACAAUCUACUGAAGAACAUAGAAUUAUUCGACAAGAUGUCGCUCAGAUUCAGCGGCAGAGUGUUGUUCAUCAAAGACGUUAUCGGCUCGAGCGAGAUCUGCUGUUGGACGUUUUACGGGCAUGGGCGUAAAGUGGCGGAGGUCUGCUGCCACUCGAUCGUCUACACGACCGACAAGAAGCACACCAAGGUGGAAUUCCCCGAGGCGCGGAUAUACGAGGAGACGUUGAACAUUCUGUUGUACGAGCACCGGAACGGCCCGGAUCAGGAGUUGAUGCAGGCCACGUCCUCGCGCGGCGUAGUACCCUGCACGUCCGACGAGGAGGAGGGCGAGCGCUCGGGCCUGGCUCGCCUCCGCUCCAACAAGCAGAACACCAACUGACCCAGUCUUGUUCUCCUCAAUCCACCGCACACCGCGAUCCUCAGCGUCGUUCGAUCGUUCAAGACGCGAAUCAACAUAAAAUAAAGACGAAGCACCGACGCGCAACAGACGCGAUUGCUACGUGGUACUUGGUUGUCGAAUCUCUCUUUCGUUUUUGGAAUACGUGGAACACGAGGAAAACCACAGCUAACUUUGGUCGCGGAGGCGAUAAACCGUCUCGCUACGUUUCUCACAUCACUUUACUUUCGACAUGUAACGUCCUGCUCGAAUUGUUGAAUAUAUUCAUAAGGAAAGAUGCGUCGUCCUAAUUCACGUCGAACAGAAUGACAUAUUUGCGCGUCUCAAAGUUUUCUUUGCCGUUCUUGCUGUACGAGCGUGUUUACAAAUAUGUAUAAAUGUGCGAUGAAGAAUGGCACCCGAUUGAUUUCAUCCUGAAAACGACGAAAGGAAUGUAACGCCACGCGCUUACUAAUUAUGUGCCAAAUCGUAUGAAAUCCGCAACAGGAAUAUGUCCAAGUUGCCAGUCUGUGAUGACUGAUAAAAUUAUUUAUGAACUUAUACACUAUGACAACUCUUAAGCAGUCAUUUAGAUUAAACAAAUUGUUGCAAAAAGAAAGUUUUGUGCGAAAACUAGGACUGCAUUGUUACCUGUUAUAAGUAUUAUUAUUUUAUUAUCAUUGUCAUCGUCGCCGUCAUUGUCACCGUCAUUAUUAUUAAUUAUUAUAUUAAUUUGUCAUAAUUAUUAGUUAUUAUUGCUUACUACUUUUGCGUCAUUAUCUGUAUCAUUACGAUAAAUUUUCUCAUCAUGUUUACGUUACUCUUUCUUACAAACUUGCAUAAUUUAAUAUCUCAAUAAAUCGUAUGUAUUAUAUAUUUGAAACAUAUAUAUUGUGUUAUUUGAAUGUGCGUUUCUCAGCAAGUCCGGAAUUCUAUUAAACUGCACAGAGGACGAUGCGGAGUACACACUGCCAGUAAAAUAGAAAUUGAAGUUUAAUAUCAGUUGUACAUGAACAUAUGGUUUCCGGCGUGUAGGAGGUACGCGCGUUUUGAACGCGCAAUUUCGUUACUCCACUCGAAUUUUUAAACGUAUUAAAUACUAAACGUACUUUACAGAAUUUUCGGCUUGAAGGAAUGCAAUGCAAUAUAUCUGAUUUUGAAUUUUCUACUAACACGUUAUUCCAAGUAUAAUUUUUCACUGCGCAGUUACUGUAAUUCUCGUAUAUGCAAAAUACCGGUGAUUUCUUUACUUAUUCACACUUUCACUUGUGUGACAAAAUCGGAGGGAUAAUCGGAAGUUGAUGCGAGUAACCCGAUAUCUACUGAACCCAAAUGCGAUCAUCAGGAAACCAUAGUUUUUCAUUUCAUAAUAGAGAGUGAGUUUGCUCAAUUUUCCGAAGAUGUUAGAUAAGUGAAAGUGAAGUGUAAAACAAUUACGAACUGUGAUUACACUGGCACAGUAUAUAUUAAUGUGUAUAUAUUACUUCUUGUGUAUUUUAGUAAUACAAGAUCAGAGAGAUCCCAUAGUUGAUAAAGGGACCAUGUAUAUCGUGUUACGUACCUACGUCAUAGGAUACCUUUUCAUUUGCAUCUGUAAUACGUAUGUUAUAUAUUAAAUCGAAUAUAUCCAUGUUGAAUAAAACAAUUUAUAGAUUUCCUUGUGAUCAUAUACCAGACAAUAAUCGUAAGGGAUUGAAUGUGGAAAGGUGAUGAUAGAAUAGAAAUUUAUAUCUUGAAUUUGUUACGAUCGAGAGAUUUUCUGCAAGAAACAGCACAUAUUAUUUACAAUUACAAACUUGAAAAGGAAAUUACGAUACAAGAAGGACAGUUGAAGUAAAUAACAGCCAAAUGAUCAAAUUUUAAACAACUAGAUCUAAUUCCGGCAAAGCCAGAUUGUUAGUUGCGCGAAAUAUCGAUUAUUUAGGAAAUUGUACGGCAAAUACAAUGUAUGCGUGUGAUAGAGUCUAAAUAAGUAUUUUAUCGCAUUCCAACAUAGAUUUGACGUGUUUCCCAUUUUUGUAGCAAGACGGAAAAGGAGUGCAAGACAGAACAAAAAAUAAAUAAAAGAGGAAAUGC
Molecule: messenger RNA, 2950 nt
Organism: Vollenhovia emeryi
Lineage: Eukaryota; Metazoa; Arthropoda; Insecta; Hymenoptera; Formicidae
Product: BTB/POZ domain-containing adapter for CUL3-mediated RhoA degradation protein 3
Exons: 4
Coding region: 11-877 (288 amino acids)
Biological process (GO): protein homooligomerization
Molecular function (GO): protein binding
Source: RefSeq, a predicted model, not a curated record